This is a messenger RNA of Penicillium odoratum, 4887 nucleotides long. RefSeq lists its product as uncharacterized. The coding region runs from base 1 to 4887 and encodes 1628 amino acids. Lineage: Eukaryota; Fungi; Ascomycota; Eurotiomycetes; Eurotiales; Aspergillaceae. The record is from RefSeq and is a predicted model, not a curated record. Gene Ontology annotation, biological process: tRNA methylation. The transcript is spliced from 5 exons. Gene Ontology annotation, cellular component: cytosol.
AUGGAGGUCGUCGCACAAAAUAUAGAAAUUCUGUCUGAAAAGACACUAAGAGAUAUCGCCAAGGGUCCAUUGAUCAAGUUUACUCUGACAUGUGACGAUCGGGAAAAAGUACGCCGGGUAUGGCAGUCGCUGAGCAAGACACUAUCAUCCCCAUCUCUUGAUCACCUGCAUACAACUGCUGCAUGCAAUGCGGCAUCUGCCUUCCUAGAUGCAGCUGUCAACUCUCCAAUUAAAGAGACUAAAGAACUAGCUUUGUCACCAGAGGUAUGGUUAGCUGUCUUUGACGUUUUCAUGAGUAGAUAUGAGGAUGUCAGGCCCAAGCCAUUGAAGCAGCUAUUGGCCUCUCUCACGACUAUUUUGGUGAAGCACUACAAGGGAGAAACCAGGAUUAUGGUACAAAAUGCCGUCCUAAACUCAAUUUUGCCAUGCAUCAUCCUAGGUGAGCCGCGAUCUCGACUGAAGGGCUCACUCGUGUGUCUGGAGAUGUUCAUCCGAAAGGGUGCCAUACGCCCUUCUGAGUUGAUCCCUUUGGUUCGAAGCUGGCUCUUAGAAUCCCGGGACCAAUGGGUUCCCUUCUUCAAGAAGGACCAGGCUGCUCUCUACCCUGGUGUGUCCGAUCCUACAGUGAUGUCCAGCGAGCCGUCGGAUGAAGUGGCAGGAAGAAUCCUCGUCCUCGGACUUCUGACGCAAACCAACAAUCGGGGCAUGGCUGGAACAUCAGGUAAUAUCCUGGCUGCAUUCCUACAAAAAUCGCGUGCAGAAAGCCCGGAUAAGCAGAUGUCAAGUAUUUGGAUCCACCCUGCGAGACAUAUGCUGCUGCAGAACCUGGAGUCUGUGGAAGUUCUCUCAAUCCAAAUUAUGGAGCCUAUUUUCAGUAGCGACCCAGCCGGCUUCCCGCUGUUCGUUGAAACCCUUCCAUUGCGCAGUCUCAUGGCUGGUGAUAUGACGGAGGGGUCACAGUCCGAAUAUAUGCUUCUUUUUGUCUCCCUGCAGGUGGGAAAGAAGGUUAACCUUGUCCAUGAUGACUAUGACGCCUCCAAAAAGGCUAGCUCUAACAACAUUGUUCUGAAGAGCGAGGUUAUCGGGAAUUUCUUGCUCCAUCGAGACCCGACGAUCCGUGUGGCAGCCUUGUCCCUGCUGAUUACGGCGUUCUCAACAGUGAAACCAUUCACAAAAGCUGCAACCAGCGCUAUUCUAAGAGGACUACCAUCCAUGCAUGCGGACUCUGAUGCUUUCAGCAGAGGAGAGAUCAUGAGCCUUACUCGAAAGUUCAUUAUCCGCUUGAAAAGUGGAAUCCUGACGGAAGAGGGUGCAGCAGUACCACAGAAAAAAUCUGCCAAUGUGCCUACCACUUCGGGUGAUAGCGAUCAUGAGACAAAGAAGUUCUUAGGGGACUAUGUUGAGUUCAUCCAGAGCGAUCUUUGUGUCACAGCAUCCUAUCCACGCCACAUCACUGCAUUAAAAGCACUGAAGCUGCUGCUGGAGUCUGGUCUCGAUGCACGAAAAAGUCCCACUCUUAUAAAAUCGGAAGUCCAAACGCGUUGGAAUGUUCACGUGGAAGUCUUCGGUACUCGUCUUCUCAGGUUAUUGGUGGACCUUCUUUUGGACCCGUUCGAGGAAGUGCGGCAAACCUCUCUCUUGAUCAUCAACCUGUUUCCUUCCGAUAUGCUCAUCGGUGGUCUUUCGGAUGAUGCGGACCAGUGGAGCUCAGUGGGAAUGCGCCUGACAGACGCUCUUUCUAGGGCGGAAGCCCUUGCAAGCAAAACGAGUCGCGCGGAUCAUGCCGAUACAGUUGCGCGCCUGUAUCAUAUAUUCUUCUCGGCAGCUCCGUCGAAGUCUGCGGCUGAAACUACCAACGGCUGGUGGGCAACCAAACAGUCAGUGGUCGAUACUAUCCUGACUCGACUUGAAGAGCGUCUGUCGUCUCCCAAGGGUUUGUUCAACUCAGCUAUGCAACAGGCUCCCCUUCACGGAUACAUGUCUGGGCUUCGGUAUAUCAUUCUCGUUCCUGACUUCCAUUCUCACAUUUCUGUGGAAUCGAAUCCCUCUACUUGGAAGUCUAUUCAUGACAGAAUAGUGUCCAUCUGCGAUAGCGUUUGGCACGAAGUGAAGCCUGUGCUUUGCAUAGAUUCUCCAGAGGGCCAUUCCGAUCAGCCGACCGAAGACUUCGAAGUCGGACCAAAGGAUAUUCUCUCCUAUUCUUGGAGAUCCUUGCGAGAAUCAAGUCUCUUGUUACAUGCUACCAUGACCAACUUAACAUAUGGACCGGCUGGUGAUCAGGGUCUUCAGCGAUCUGACUUCGAGAAUGUUGGGCGAGUCAGCUUCACUCAACUGGCGGAACUUCGCCACCGUGGUGCUUUCUCCACUGUGUCGGCGACAUUCGCCACCUGCUGCCAGCGAUGCACUAGCUCCCAAGACCCAUCCAUCCAAGAGCUCCCAGUUCUUUGGUAUCAAGAGGCCAAAUCCACCAUUUUCGAGUCUGCUGCAAAGCUUACUCGAAGAUCUGCUGGCAUACCUGCCUUGGUAACUGGUGUUCUUUGCUCUAGCCCUGGAACACCGUUCUUUAAGCAAGCUUUCAAUGAGCUCUAUGACAUCUCACGUCUGCCAGUGGAUUAUGAUAAAGACCAACAGUACCUGAAAUUACCGCAAGUUCACGCAAUGAACUGCCUGAAGGACAUCUUUGUCAAUAACAAGCUCGGACCUCAUACUGAGGCAUUCAUCAUGCCAGCACUCACUCUUUCUGCCGAGAGAAUAGGUUCCCCAAUUUGGAAUCUUCGUAACUCAGGACUGAUGCUGUUCCGCGCCUUGUUAACACGGAUGUGUCGCUUUGUACUCGGCACAGGAGCCGGGUUCGGUGGCAUCUCUGGAUCUGAGCCUGGUUCCAAAAUUUCUUUCCCCAAGUACCCUGGGCUACUUGAAUUGCUCUCAAGUCUCCUCGCGCCUGUCGCAGGAACCACAGUCGAGGGUACGGAUAUUGUGACCGAGCGCAUUUUCCCUGCUCUCGAAUUGAUUGGAGAGAAGAUUCCAACAUUUGAUGAUGACGAUACUAUGUUGCGAGGCCUGGUUCUUGAGCAUUUCAGAAGUCCAGUUUGGGCUAUUCGGGAGCAUGCAGCUCGUGUCUAUGCCUCAUUGCUAACUCGCACCAACAUUCUCAAGGAUGUAUGCGAUCUGGUUAACCUUCUGAAGGGCGAUGUUACGGAGAACUAUUUGCAUGGAACAGUGCUCUGUGUUCAGUACUCUCUUCGCCGCUUUGCGGCCAGUACUGAUGUCUUCUGGACUUCCCAGCUUGAUGAGCUCCUAGUCACUAUUCGCCAUGUUUUGGCAACAGUUUUCCCGCUGGCCAAGUCUCCUUUCGUCGCAACAGCACUGAUCGAGAUUCUAAAUGACACCUUGGAGCGCGGCGUGGAGGGCGAUGUUGAAGGGCGCACCGUAUCUUUUGUCACCAGUAUGUUUGAAGAACACGAUCUUAAUGGAGUACUGAGCUACAUUUUCGAUAGCUCACAAACGGGUUGGAACUUGGAGAGCGGUACUCGGGCGUCUUCUCUUUUCAGAAGGGCUCUCACCUGGUGCGCAAUGCUGAACUCUUUUGCUUCUCGAGAAUGGAGUGGCAUACCGUUAUUCUUCCACGGGGUCGCAGCUUUCGAUGCCGAUGCCGCUAACUGGAUCAUUGAGCGGCUUCAAGAAACGCUCGGUGAGAAAGUCAUUUACCACAAGCCCCUAGUGGAUCUAUAUUCGUCUGUCGUUCUUGGUGACUACACUUCCGAUGUGAAAACAGUCGCUGCCUCAAACCUGGCGUCUGUUCUUGAGCAACUGUUGAGUUUUCGAAAAAUGGAGUCGAUCGCAGAGCUAGCACUUCCUUGUGAUGACCUGAUGCAAAGCUUCCGACCGGAUCAGGCCAUCCAGGAAUGGAACCGACACGCUACAGAUGCUGAGCUCCGCUUGCAAGGAUGUCUUCUUGCAGUCCAAGUUAUCUCGGGUGGAGAUCAAAACAUGUCUGCAUUCAAGCCCAACCUUCAUAGCUGGGCUAUCAAGUUGCGGUCCGCCCUCAGCGAAGAAACUGAAUUUACAACCCGGUAUGCCGCAAUGGUGUCCAUCCAAAGCUUUUCGCUUGGCCUCCGGCCGGCUGAUAGCUCACCUCGGGUUGACGGUCCCUUGUUGGAUAUCUACUUGAUUUUGUAUGACAUGCUGAAUGAUGACGACGAGGAGCUUCGAGAUAUCGCCGCAUCAACCGCUUCGUGGGUGCUGUCAUAUUCAUCUGUUUCCCCUCGCACCACAGUAGCUCUUGGGCCUUUGAAUGCCAGCUCGCUUCUUGCAACUUUCAUCAUAGACCACUACUCAGAUGCUCCUCAGCUGGCCAGACGAGUCAUCCGCUAUCUCACGGGUCAAAGUCAUCGUAUCAGUGGCUCCGACGAACAAUCUCACUUGGUGUCAGUAGCAGAUCUUGUCAGUGAGUUCUGCCAAGAAAGCACUGUUCUGUUUGUGGAAGAAAAACAGAACCUCUUUAUUGACGAUGUGAGGGAGAUUGACAUAUGGUCUAAAGCACUGCUGCAUCUUCACAAGGGUGCCUACCCCGAGACUCUGGUUCGUCAAUUCUCGAACUGGAUCGCGGAAGGGUUAGAGUACCUUUCGACAAGACUCACUCAGGAAAUUGGUCAUGAUGGCCUUCUUGGUUGGAUCUCGAAGCCCGAGUCAUUCACCUUGGGAGUUCGCAUUAUCAGUAUUGCCUCUGCACUCACAUCUGAAGCGUUCACAGCUCCGCAAUAUCUGGACGUCGAUCCCAGCACACUCCAAAACCAGCUUCAAUUGUUGCUUGACGCUGGCCGAAGUGCCUCGGUACAUGAUGAAUGGCUUGCAAGGAUCUUAUCUGGGGUUAAUUCGCGGGCUUAA